Trachemys scripta elegans is the source of this 2470-nucleotide messenger RNA. It is a transcript of the gene ERLIN1, whose product is annotated as ER lipid raft associated 1. The transcript is spliced from 8 exons. The coding region runs from base 1259 to 1822 and encodes 187 amino acids. The record is from RefSeq and is a predicted model, not a curated record. Gene Ontology annotation, cellular component: endoplasmic reticulum membrane; endoplasmic reticulum. Lineage: Eukaryota; Metazoa; Chordata; Testudines; Emydidae. Gene Ontology annotation, biological process: SREBP signaling pathway. Gene Ontology annotation, molecular function: ubiquitin protein ligase binding; cholesterol binding.
AGACUCGGCACACCACUUCUGAAAGGUUGCCGACCCCUGGUUUAUAAGGUGCUGGAGGGUGCUAGAGAAGUUCAGAAAGCUUCAUGGAGUGUAGCUCUGUGCAGGUCUUGCCUUGAAAUGUGGGGGGUCUUGCAGAAGAUGGGCAGUCAUGUAGACACAGUGGUGUUCUAACCUCAUUGCUUGCAUUUAUUUGCUAUGUUGACUUAACAUUACUGUAAUGGACUUUAUACGUGAACAGACAAAAUGGUGCCCGCUUUUGAGAGAGUGCAGAGCUAGUGAAGUUACUGCAUGUGUUGUUAAAUAGGGAUGUGCACAGCUGAGGGGACUUUCCUUUGUUGGGAGCAGCAUCCCGUUUAUCUCCUGUUUAUAAACCAGUUACUCUUGGCUUGGUCCUCACUCUCAGGCUGACAGCUGUUUGCAGCCUUCGUCCCUCAGAGGAGUGCAUUAAACCUGAGCAUUGCAGGAAUUGCCUACCUGAUUUUCCAGAUAGCAGGACAAAACUGCAAAACUGAGUAUUGCUCACAUCAAGUUGCUCCAGACAAUUAGAAUGGGGGCAAAAGUAGAAAAGCAGAAUCUGAAUAUCUUUAUACUACAUCAGAGCAGCCGUCCUACAGCAGCUAUAGCAUAGGUUGGCAAUACCACUUCCAUUCUCCUUAUCCUGAUGCUGUUAUGGCUCCCCUCACCAGAGAAUCUGAUUCUAACCCCAUGUUUCCACACUCCCCCAGACUGGAAUUUUCCAGGCAUGGUUUGUCCGAAGGUGAAUGAGCAGGUGCAAACAAACUGUAAAGAGAUUGACUGCCUCUUGAUCUUGAAAUCGUUUGGACUUUGAAAUGGCAAGCUUAGUUUGCAAAGAGCCCACAUUCAAAAGAACUUAGUUUGCUUAGUUUGGGGGGGCAAAAACUGCAGAACAAGCACAUGUAACAAGCUCAGCUACUCAAAAGCUGGCAAAGCUUACAAGUUUUUGAGCAAGGUAGAGGAGCUUGUGAAGGCAGCACGCUUGGCCUAAGUCUUCUGUUGCUCCACAGGGUCACCAGUUGUGGAACAGGAAAGUGAAAUCCCUGCUGCUGCAGCCUGUGGAACAUUGUACGAUGUUGUGAAGAACUACACUGCAGACUACGAUAAGACCCUGAUCUUCAAUAAAAUUCACCAUGAGCUGAAUCAGUUCUGCAGUGCACAUACCCUCCAGGAAGUGUACAUUGAGCUGUUUGAUCAGAUUGAUGAGAAUCUGAAGCUGGCCCUGCAAAAAGAGCUGAAUGUCAUGGCGCCAGGUCUCACCAUCCAGGCUGUGCGUGUUACAAAGCCCAAAAUCCCAGAAGCCAUCCGAAGAAACUUCGAACUAAUGGAGGCUGAAAAGACCAAACUGCUCGUAGUAGCACAGAAGCAAAAGGUUGUGGAGAAGGAGGCGGAGACGGAGAGGAAGAAGGCUCUCAUAGAAGCUGAGAAGGCGGCUGAGGUGGCCAAGAUUCAUUAUCGACAGAAACUUAUGGAGAAGGAAACAGAGAAGAGAAUUUCUGAGAUUGAAGAUGCUGUUUUGCUAGCAAGAGAGAGAACAAAAGCUGAUGCAGAAUAUUACACGGCUCGGAAAAUGGCUGACUCUAACAAGCUGAAACUCACGCCAGCAUAUCUGGAGCUGAAGAAGUAUCAGGCCAUCGCUGCCAACAGCAAGCUGUAUUUUGGUAACAGCAUCCCCAGCAUGUUUUGUGAUUCCUGCACCUUCAAACAUGUGGCUGUGAGGACCGUGCCAGAAGCCAGCCUCCUUUCAAAGGAGGAUCCUGCACUCUCAGGGGAAAGCCACCUCAAAAAACCAGAGAGCACAGGCUGAUGCAAGAGGUGGAAAAGCUUCAGCAAGCUCUGGAAGAAGGGGCUGCAUCAUGCAGACCAGUGUCCUUCCCUAGUGUGCUACAGGGGCGCAGCCUGCCCUCUGCCAUGCCCCAGUGGGGCGGACACAGCACACACAGCCUCUUUCUACACAGAUGUGACAAUUGGGUUGAUUUCUUUAAGCAACAACUGUGUUGAGAGCUCUGCCUUUCCCUUUUCUCACUCCCUGUUUGAGCUGGUGCUUCCGAAUGAGGGACAAUCCUGUACUUAAACCUGCCUAUACUGGAAUAUUAAAGGACAGAAGCCAGGGAGCCUUCUGCAGGAGGUGCAGUUCUUUAGAAGGCCUGUGUUCUGCAUUACCCUUGUGGCAGGAGGUUUGGCCUAGGGGUCCUCAAGGGUGCUGGGCGAGUGGGAUGGAAAGCCUGGUCAUUUUGCUACCUGCACCCUGAGGCUGGACUGACUCAUUAACCUCCCUCAUACUGCUCUUAGGCCUGUUGCUCAUCUAGAUGUAAACUUAAUUUCUGUUUGUAAAAUGCUACUGACUUUUGUCUGGUUCAAGCCUCACCAUACACACCUGCUCAGCUCCUUAGAUGCCAGAGGCUAGAGGCCUAGCUAGGAUAGGUUUGGUGACAAGUAGAUUUUUUUUUUUUUU